UUGUGACUGGCUUUGCUUAAUUCGUCUCAAAAAGCAUGGAGAUAAGAUUAGAAGUUUUGACAUCAACAAGUAUCAAGCAGAAAAAACCCUGGCCCAGAGUUUCCUGGUUGGGUCAAGAGAAUGAAGCUGUUUUUCUUUUGGAUGAGAAAUUCAUAAAUGAGAUUAAUUUGCUGUCUGGGAGAACAAAGAAGAAAAUUCCUAGUCUGCAGCCUUUGAUGAAGGAUGUUUUUUUUCUGGCAACAUCCAGUAAUGAUGUGUGGCUGUCUGGGGUCCUCACUACAGGAGAGCUUUUCCUGUGGAACAAAGAUCAAGACUGUUUGAAAAUGAUACAGGUGACCGAAGAGCCUAAAGAAGUUAUUAAAGCUACAAUAGCAAGCUCUUCAAGGCUAUACUUAUAUGUAGCUGAAAAUGGGAAAAGAAUUCUGUUUAUUACAUCUUCUGGCUGCGUACUUCUGUGGGAAUAUUUGGAACUGAAGAAUAUCUUAUCUUCUAAAAGCCUUCCAUUGGUUGGUCAUUGGUUUCAAAUCAUACCUGAAGAAGCCGUUUUAUUGCCUUCCUCUAAAGAUAAAGAAGCUGUAGUGGAUGCUGUUUUUGUCAAAAAUGAGUUACUUGGCGACUGCUGCCUGUGUUCUUUUACUUUUUAUUCUGGAGGAUGCUUGAAGUUAACAUUUCUGGCCAUUCAGUGGUACGAGAAUGUAUUUACAUCUGUAAGGUCACUGCCGUUCCAUGUUCACUGGGCACAACAGGAAUGUCUUCUGUGCAGUCUGACUCCCAAGUGUGAGUCAGUGAAGUCAAGAGGAGCUCUGAUCUCGGCCUUCUCAAGAGAUGGCCUUGCCCUGGCGGUAACUCUUAAUCAGAAAGACCCAAAGGCAACUCAGGUAUUAUUUAUAAACACACUGAAUUUUGUUACUCUCUGUGGUGAUCUUAAAGGAUGUAGUAACAAGAAUCCUGUGGUCCCAGCUACACUUACCAGGUCAUAUUGGGUAGGUGACAUCAGCUGGACACAUGACAGUCUUUUUCUGGCUUGUGUGUUAAAACGUGGUUCCCUGGUUUUAUUGACCUGCUUAGGUGAAUUGCUAACAUUAGUUACACUUGGAUGCUCUAUAGAAUUUGGGCCAGCUGAGUUUAUUCCUCUUCAUCCACUAAUAACAUAUAGACCACAGCAGUUUACAUUUCAAGAUUCAAGUAAUUCUGUAGAUUCAUCAGCUUCUGACAGUGACCCUCUGAGACAGAGGUUUUCUAUAAAAGCACACUCACGGCUACCCUACCUCAUUAUUUCUGAUGGAUACAUGGUUACGACCCUUCGAUUUCUUGAUGACCAGUCUCCAACAGCGCUCAUGAGGUCAUUGCUAAUUGAUUCAACCCAGAGGCUUGAGAAAGCAUACCAAAGUAUGAUGCUAUCUAAGCCAAAGUACAAAGGGCUGAACUUGCGAUCACUGGAUUCCUUAAGGUCUAGCCUGUUAAAGCGUCAAGGAAAGGAGGGUUCAGUACAUGACAGUGUCCCCAGAUUUCUGCAGGCAGAGGAAACAAUGAAGUUAAGUGAAACUACAGAUGUUCAGGAUUCUGAAGGAGAAGAAGCUAAUGAAGUUGAACAAUUUCCAAACAACUCAUUUCCUUUUUGUAACCAAAGAAAAGAUCUACAGUUUAGCAUUAUCAAGGAAGGGAGAUUGGAAUUUGCAUCUAUGUUUGAUACAGUUCAUGCAAAGGAUGAUUCCAAGGAUACAGACAGAACCACGGCAGAACUACAUUGUAUCCAGAAAAAACUACUUGCAGCUUGGACUAUAGGAAUUUCGAAAAAUGUAACAGAAAAAAACUUGAUGUUAAAUUACACAGUACUUUGCAUCACUCAUUUUUUCUAUGUUCUUCAGUUUAUAAAAUGUCCUUUGCCGAAGUUUGACCUGUUUUUAAAUGAGAGUCUGAAGCAUAAUGCAUGGGUCCUUUGUGUCUUUCAACUGUUCCAUCAGUGUCUAUCAGUCCACUAUUGGGAUAUGAGAUACAGACAAGAUAUGGGCCAUUUGAUAAAGCUGACCUCAAAUACUGUAAAGCUUUUUCUGACUCAGCAACAAAAAAAUGGGUUCUUCUCAGAGAAGCUUUUAGCCUGUCUUUCUUUACUCCGAAUGGUUGCUGACCAUUUAGAUGGCAUUUGCAGUCUUCACCCUGAGGCUGUUUCAGCAUCAGCUGAUGGGAGGAGAGCAGCUGAGCUGGACUCACUCAUGGUCCAUAUUUUUCCAGCUUCCAAGGAAGGUUGGUCCUGGGACUCAUUUUUGAAGAUUUGUCCUCAAGUCACAAAUCUUGUUCAAAAGCCAGGCCACAGAUUGAUUGCUCUUUGGAGACUAUUGUACAAAAAAACUUUAUGGUAUCAAGCACAGUUAAGCCGAAGAAUUCCUGACAGUGACAGACAGUUAACUGAAAACAUACCACAUGAAGUAUCUUUUGUCAAGACACUGUUAUGUCAUCUACAGAGUAACUUGCAGAUGGCUGGGGAUAGCUUGACUCAAGCCUUAGAACUUACACCUAUCAAUGGUGAAGAGUGCUUUCUGUUAGGAUCAUAUGAAAAAUCAGUUCACCUGUGGGAGAAGGCUCUACAAGAGACCCAAGAGAAAGGAGGAAGACGUACAUGCUUUCUUCAGUUACGGUACUAUCUCUCGCUCUUGUACUGCCACCUCUACUGCUAUAAUUUGAACGAUGCUCAAGGAUUAUGUGAUCACCUAGUAAGAGAGAUACUCAGCUGGUCCCAGUUACCUGUAAAAGGAAGUAAAGAUUGCUCAGAUUCUGAGAAGUCUCAUUGUGAGUUUGCAGUGACUGGAAAUGUACACCCUGAGGCAGCAGUCAGAGUUGUCCAGUGCAUGGCCCGUUUCAUGGCUGCCUACUUCACCAAUGAACCACUCUGCAUUCUGCCACCUCACAGUGUGAAUGUCCUUCCACCACUUCAUCUUAAAACAGAGCAUUCCCUACGACUUAUUCCUCUACAACAUUCUAAGGUGGCCAGUUUUGUUAGAGAUCAGAAUCUUUCAAAUGUUUGGACAGUUGAAUAUGCCCUCGAAUUAUUAUUUAUUGGUGGCCUGAUUCCAGAGGCUGUGUGGUUGGCACAUAAACUUGGAGACUGGAAGACAUCUAUUUCCAUAGGCGUGGCCUUCCAGGUUUUCUGUAAGCAUGAUCGCAAUUUUGUGAGGUCCAAGAAAAAGGGUAUGGACCUACCAUUAAAUAUGAUACCAGCACAGAUUUUCCAGGAAAAACUACAGUGUUUUUUAGGUCAGCCAGUCUCUUUGGAAGCAAAAAAUGAAAAGGGAUCAAAAUAUAAGCAAUUUACAGAUCCCAUUGAAGAAGAAGAUGCUAAUCUGCUGUUUGGGUCUGUGCAAGAAGUGCUGAAAGCGUCCGUCAUGGCUGAUGCAGAUAUUGUUUCGGAGACACUGCAGCUAUUGAUGAACUCUGCCAAGGACUUCAGUAAGAAGCUGUGGGGCUUGGUACCUGUCGAUUUGUAUCUUCCAGCACCUCCGUUGUAUUGUCCCCAGCCUGCUGUUCUUAGUGAAGAACAUGGUGACAAUCUUCUUCUAAAAGCUGAAAAAGAUAACCGCCAAAAGCUGUCUGGAAUCCUGCAGAGAGUGCUCUUGCUUUUCCGGGCAGCUCGAUGUUCUUUUGCUGUAGCUCAGUGGUACAUCUUGCAGCUGAGGUGGGCAAGAAAAGUCAUGCAGAAGAUUCGAGUGAAAGGGUCCCUUCCUUCGCUUAGUUCUUUCCCUGAAUCCUUACUUAAUUACUGUAAAGGAGGGAUAGCAUUCAUUAGACCUGGAGCGGCUGGAGACCACAAGCUUGAUGAAGUUUCCAUCAAAGCACUAGGUUGCUUUAGAGAACUUUGUGCUUUGUGCUGGAUGCUGCAUAUCCGGGAUAAAUUAUCAUAUAGUUGUAGGCAGUAUCAGAAGGCAAGAGAAAAUGUGAAGGUGGAAAAGGACCACGGAGUGGAAUUUGAUUCUUGUGUGGUUGAGCACUGUUUUCAUGCACUGGAGUGGGCCUAUAGAAUGCUACCAUUCUCUCGAUUUUUUAAUAUGGAAGAACUUAUUCAGGAUAUAAUUUUGAGCCUUAUUGGAGAACUGCCACCAAUCAGGAAGGUAGCAGAAAUUUUUGUGAAAGCAUUUCCCAAUCCUGAGGCCAUAAGGGUUCCUUUAAGAGAAAAGUACCACUCUCUUCAACAGAAACUCAGACAUGGGGUUGUGAAAGGUCCACAGACUGAAGAACUGAUGUCGGUGGUCAUGCGUUCUGUCCAUAAAGUGAGGUUAAAAGCCCUGAAACGUGUGCAGAGGAACAUAGGUGCUUCUGAGAUGAAUGUCUGGGAACCAGAUGAAGAGGAAAAACCAGAUGCUGCUCCCGCCUCUGACAGGCUGUCCCUAGGGACUAGUUUGAGCAGAAGUACACUCACAGAGCUGGGCAGUUCCCUGGCACACAGUGAUGCAGACACAUUCUCUGAAACCUUGUCUUCUGAAGAAAAAUCUUGGAUACACUUCUAUCAAAGACGUGCCCCAAGUCAUAUGGAAUUAACACUGGUUGGUAAGCCCAGUGAUAAAAAGAAAACAUGCAAUCAGAAAGAGAGCUCCCCGAGGAAAGAAGAUCAGGACACGUUAGGGAAAAAAGCACUUCCUACAGUUGGUGUUUGGGAAUUUGAGCGUGAUGAUGAUGAAUAUAUUAAUUUCCUUGAGCUUUUCUUGAGCUAUGUUCUUGAAAGGGACCUUUGUUCCAGUGAUCCUGGCAUUCCAUUUCUGACAAGUUUUUCUGGGCACCUCAGAGAACAUGAACUUAAUUCUUUACUUUUUGAUGUGCAUACAACAUUAAAACGACGCCAGAGCAAAGCCAGAAGUGAGAAUGUGUAUAGAGCUGGGUCUUGCUUUGCUGUCAUUCCUGAGUCACAUGAAUGUGAACAACUCUUCUCUCUAAACAGCAUGUGUGCCCAAAAUGUAGAAAGCCAGGUGGUUUCAGCUCCAGAUCUAGUUAACCAGUCAGCAAGCACUUCCAAGAACCUUCUACCUGAAAUCACAAAAAAUGAAAGAAAGGCAGGAUUGUUUGGCUUAAAACAAAAGCCAAUUUAUAGAAGUCAGGAUGACAAAAGAGAGAAACCUCUAAUGCAGAGACCAUCAAACCAGUGCUUUUGGAUUCCCAAGUCCAUUCAGCCUGGAGGAUACCGUUUCCGAGCAGUUGAGUGCAGUGCUGCCAGCCCACAGGAAGAUCUUCCUCUGGCACUUGGGAACAGGUUCGGACACAUUGGGAGGCUGGUGGAGUGGAUGGUACGGUGGUCUGACCGAAGACUCCUCUGUGACUCUGGAGUCCCUCAGCCGUCCUGUACAUAUAGUCCAGUCCUUCGUGUAAAGACCUCGGCAGCUGCCAUUCUUACCUCUCUGUGGCUUCUGGCUCAACCCUACUGUGCUGCAUAUAGGACAAAAAACAGCAUUAUUAAGGUGCUAGAGAAUCAUUGCCCUGAGUCUCAAGUGGAAGCCAAGGAAAACAAUGCUGAUGUCGACUCCACAGUUGCAGUAGCAGUUCAGGCUGGAGCUGAGGAGAGAAAUGACCAGAAUGAAUGUUGUCAGAGCAUCUGGAACAUAAUGCCAGCUGAAACAGGAAAUCCUGAAGUGAAAGAAAUUGAUGUUGAGAUUGUUCCUACCACUCAUAAGGCUGAGAAAGGAUGUGUAGAUGUUGACGAGAAUCAUUCAGAAGAAGAAACAUUUACACGGGAUGAAAAGGAUAUGCACAUCUCAGACUGUGAAGAAGAACCUGCUGGGCAUCUCAGAGAUUCCAGUGCUGCCAUCUGCAUGCCAGUGUCAAAGCUCUUACUAGAGCAUUCCAUAGAAGAGAUUCAAUGUCCCAGGCAAGAACCAUUGGUGAUGACUGUGGAUACAAAACUGACAGAACAGAAAGGUAUGAUCGAACCCUUGUCAAAUUCUGAAUGUACCAUUUCUCAUUCACCUUGUAUAAAUGCAAAUUCAGAAACUUCUAGCGCACAGAUUUCUGAACUUGAUAAAUCUUCCUCAGUCCCACCUCUCAUGUCAGGUGGAGCCCAUGUUACUUCACCGACACCUCAGCAGACUCAGAGAAAUGAACAUCACGCUCCGUUUCCAGACUCUUGUGAUUCUGUUCGGCAGAUGCUCCAAGAAGAGAUGUUUAAAUUAGUUCAGCUGCAGCAGAUCAAUUUCCUGAGCCUAAUGCAAAUAGUAGGGCCAUCUGUUGCUAAUCUCCCAGACAUGCAUCGACUUCUUCAGCAGCUUCAGCCUGUGCAUUCUGAGGAAAGCCAAGCACCAAAACCUACAAGGAGUGGUUGUACUGAAGUCAAUAGCAGACAGAGAUUGUUUGCUAAGCCAGAGUCCAUGCGAGAGUGCAGCAGGAAGCCUGGCAAGAACAACAGCCCACUGCCCCGUGGAGGAAUCAGUCAGCCUGAUCAAGACAGUAAUGGAAACACACAGGAUAUCCCACGUGGGAGUAUUCCUUUGUGUCAUUUAGUUGGUCAGCCUAAGAUGCGAGGUCAAACUGGAGCAUCUCAAAACUUGCCACCCACUUCAUGUUCCCAUGCUCCUGCUGGCGAUACUGGCCUCCAGCUUCUGUUCCCACCUGCUGCUGUCCAGAAGGCUCCUCAGCUGAUCCCACCUGCCAGAACAAUCACUCCUGGGAGUGGUUUUCCUUUGCUUCAUUUUCAGCCCAAGCAUGAAUUCAAGCCCCUUUCCUUACCUCCAGGAAGAAUUCCAGAAGUUCCUUUCAGACCUAAGGCCCAACCAAAAGAGGCAUGGGGAUUACCUGAUUCUUGCCAACCUCCUCUGUCUCAGAGGAUAGUCUAUACUUCAUGUUAUUCAGACUCAAGCCACUGUAAUGCUGAAGCCCUGAAGAAGGCAGAUGCUGUGCUCAGAGAUACCCCUAAGCAUGUGAACUUGAAUCAAUAUGUUGGACAACAAUGCUUGGCACCUCAGCAGGAUUCUUCAGUAUUUAUAAAGCCAGAAAGUGUGUUUGGUGUCAAACCAGGGCCCCCUGAGGCAGCUCUUCAGAAUUCUGUUGGGCUUCCUUUACUACACCUGCAAUUGAAGCCUCCUUACAUGUUCUCAUCACCAUCGAGAGCAGCAAGUAGAUUGCCUUCAGUACCUCUCCAGUCUGACACAGAAGGAAGGAAAUGUCCACAGCUAUCAUUACUUCAUUCUCUGCCCCCAGAAAAUAUGUACAAGAAGCCCCAGCUUAUCCCACCUGAAACCCUCAUGGCCUUUAAAAGACACCAAGAAAAACGAGCACAUGAUGUAUUUGAACAUGGUGAUUCUGGUCAUCUUCAGCUUCUAAAGGUCGAUGUGGAACCAUCUAAAAUAACACAAGGAAAGAAGAGGCAAAGCAGGCGAGCUGAAAGAGAGCUACAAGAAGAAAGAGCUCAGAAGCCAAGCAGAAAACCAAGUGUUAGUUUCCGACCAGAGGCCUCCUGCAUUAGUAAUGGGCCAGAAGUCAUCGUGGAGCCCAAGGAACAAAUAGGACAUUGUGAUUCUCGGCCUUUGGAAAAAUUUGACAUUCCUUUUGAAAUGUUAGAAGAUGAUGUUAAUACCUCGGCUGGACUGCACUUCAUGGCAUCUGUACGAAAGAAAGCUGUGGGAAGUCAGGAUGCAAGUACAAACACAGAGCCAGAUAAGGAAGGUACUUCCCAAGAACUUGAUUCUGAAAGUGGUAAAAAUCAACAAGUCAUUUCUGCUACCUCAGGUCAUGAACCUUUGACUGCUCCUCAACUCUUGAUUCCAGAUAUAUAUCUAAAUGUCAAAGUUCCCACUGGAGUAUCAGAGAAGCCUUUAUCUCCUUCCCCACCUCAUUUGGCUAGCCAUGCUUACAUAGAUGUGAUUGACAUUGAAGCUGAUGAUCUGUUGGCAUUACCUGCUAGUGAAGAGCCUUCAGAUGAGAACGUUGCCAAGCACCCUCCAGAAGUCCCAUCAUCUGCAGAGAUGCAUUGUAUGGCAGCUUCCAUUGUUAAUGCCAUACCUCCUCAUGCUUUUGAGAAUCAAGAGUCUGCAAGUUCUGAUCUGGGUUUAAUUUCGGAACCUGCAGAAGUGUCUCAGCCCUGUCUGGAUGGGAAGAGCUGGAGAGCAAGCACUGUGGAAGUGAAGGAGCCUGGGAUUCCCUCAGUAAUGCCACCCCAUAGGCAGCAGGACAGAGAUCUGCUAGAACCAAACUUCCAGUUCAAGGAAAAGAACACAAAAUUGGAUUCUGGGGGACAGUCUCUGCUUUGGACACUGCUACAAGAUGUCCAUACUGUUUGUCCCACUCCAAGCCCUGCUGCUUGUCCCACUCCAAGCCCUGCUGCUCGGAAGUUAGAACAUCUUACUGCCAAGCUUCAGAAGAUGGAUGAGCAGCUGUUAACAGUGCAGACCAUUGCAGAGAAUAUAGAGCAGGACUUCCCUGCACCAGAAGUGCUGAAUCUACACUGGGAAAAAGCUCGACUGGUAGAUCAUGUUGAAUUGUCUUCUGGCCCUGAAAUUGAAAAACCAUUACCUUCAAAAGCCAUUAGCAUUUCUGAAGAAGUGUGCUUCCAGACUCAUGAGGACCUGGAAGAUCAGAACAGUACAGAGGAAGCUUCAGAGAUGGAGUGUUCAGUAACAGAAAAUCAUUCUAGCCAGAAAACGUGUGCAUGCCCUGCUGCGGGCUCAGCUGUCUGUUCUCCUGUGGACUGGAGUGUCACUUCUGCCGGUGUGAAUAACAAUAAUGAAUUAUUUGAAAGUGUUUCAGAAGAUCAACUCCAGGAGACGGGGUUAACUGAUAUUGCUGACAUUAUUGAUGACCUCAUAACCAAGAGCGGAGUUUCCAGUGAAGAGCUUGGCUUAACAGAAAAACAAGCUAGAAAUAUAGCCAGAAUUCAGCAUCCUUCUGGCAGAUGCCCCCAAAGAACAGAGAAGGAGAGAAGAGAGAUUAAAAUCUGGAUGAAAAGAAAGCGAAAAGAGAGAAUGGCAGAAUAUUUAAAUCAGCUGGCAGAAAAGAGGGGGCAGGAACAUGAUCCUUUCUGCCCCAGAAACAAUCCAUUUUACAUGACUUCAAGGCAGAUCAGGCAAAGGCAAAAGAUGAAACAUGAAAAAGAUAGAUUGCUUCUGUCUAAUCACUAUAGUCAGCGGAUCUCGCAAGCAUACUGUCUGAUGAAUGAACUGCUGUCUGACUCCGUACAGCUAACAGCGCCUUCAGUCCAACCCUUACCUAACAGAUCCCCCACCACUCAGCAUUACAGACAGCAACAUUGCUCUUCUCCAAGGAGAGAGAUUCUACAUGGGAAGAGUUUCCUAAUAAAUCGGCCUAGAGGAGGCAGACAUAUUCCCAGAUCGAGUCAUCUACAUAAGGGGAAACCAUUGGGGCAGCCCAAAGGUUCAUCUUGGCGGCAAGGUUCUAAUACUCCAUGUCAGAGCCUGCAGCAUAGGAACAGCUGUGGGGCUGUUGGGGUGGUUCCUCCAGUGAAGCAAAUGUGCACAGAGUAUGAGAGAGAAGAGACAGUAGUGAGUCCCUGGACUCUGCCAUCAGAGAUCCACAGGAUUCUUCAGGACAGGCCCAGGGCCUUUCUACAGGACAUGUCCCCAACUGAAGAGGAAGAUCCUGAGCCAUCUUUUUUGUUGGGUGGCAUGGACAGCGUAUCUGAGAGCACUGGCAGCAUCCUCAGUAAACUUGACUGGAGAGCCAUUGACGACAUGGUGGCCGGCGUGGAGGACAAGACCCUGUCCGUCCACUGGGCCUCAGACCAGUAGGGCCUGGGUAGCACUCUCUUUCCAGGCCCUGGCCAGCAUCCCACUGAUGUGGGUCUAAGGCUAGAUAUGAUGGGAAUUUACAACCUGCAGCCACAGGGUUCCAGGAUUAACCAUUGCAAGAGUGAAAAUAAACAUGUAUCAGUAUGGGGAAUAUUAAGGGUUGUUUAGAGAAAAGUAUGUUUUACAUGUGAUUCAUCUUUAGAUAUAAUUUAAGCAAUGUGUACAUGUAAAGUCAGGUUUUCACAAUAGUUAAAUUACUUUGAAUAA
Phodopus roborovskii (desert hamster) is the source of this 9983-nucleotide messenger RNA. It is a transcript of the gene Cplane1, whose product is annotated as ciliogenesis and planar polarity effector complex subunit 1. The coding region runs from base 36 to 9716 and encodes 3226 amino acids. The record is from RefSeq and is a predicted model, not a curated record. Gene Ontology annotation, cellular component: ciliary transition zone. Lineage: Eukaryota; Metazoa; Chordata; Mammalia; Rodentia; Cricetidae. Gene Ontology annotation, biological process: cilium assembly. The transcript is spliced from 52 exons.